UUGUGAUGUCAUCAUGGGGUAUUGUGAUGUCAUUACGGGGUAUUGUGAUGUCAUUACGGGGUAUUGUGAUGUCAUUACGGGGUAUUAUGUAUAGAUGGGUGAGAAAAAAAAAACACGAUACAUUUAAUCCAUUUUGGAUUCAGGCUGAAACAACAAAAUGUGCAACAGGUCAAAGUGGUAUAAAUACUUUGACGGGACUGUAUGAAUGUAGAUCAUGUGGAACAGGUCAAAGUGGAAUAAAUACUUUGAUGGGACUGUAUGAAUGUAGAUCAUGUGGAACAGGUCAAAGUGGUAUAAAUACUUUGAUGGGACUGUAUGAAUGUAGAUCAUGUGGAACAGGUCAAAGUGGAAUAAAUACUUUGACGGGACUGUAUGAAUGUAGAUCAUGUGGAACAGGUCAAAGUGGUAUAAAUACUUUGAUGGGACUGUAUGAAUGUAGAUCAUGUGGAACAGGUCAAAGUGGUAUAAAUACUUUGAUGGGACUGUAUGAAUGUAGAUCAUGUGGAACAGGUCAAAGUGGUAUAAAUACUUUGACGGGACUGUAUGAAUGUAGAUCAUGUGGAACAGGUCAAAGUGGUAUAAAUACUUUGACGGGACUGUAUGAAUGUAGAUCAUGUGGAACAGGUCAAAGUGGUAUAAAUACUUUGAUGGGACUGUAUGAAUGUAGAUCAUGUGGAACAGGUCAAAGUGGAAUAAAUACUUUGACGGGACUGUAUGAAUGUAGAUCAUGUGGAACAGGUCAAAGUGGAAUAAAUACUUUGAUGGGACUGUAUGAAUGUAGAUCAUGUGGAACAGGUCAAAGUGGAAUAAAUACUUUGAUGGGACUGUAUGAAUGUAGAUCAUGUGGAACAGGUCAAAGUGGUAUAAAUACUUUGACGGGACUGUAUGAAUGUAGAUCAUGUGGAACAGGUCAAAGUGGUAUAAAUACUUUGAUGGGACUGUAUGAAUGUAGAUAAUAGAAAGCGUUGCUGAACAUUAUGUUUUCCAAUGUUUUAUAAUAAUAGAAAAUAACAUUAAUCUCAGAAGUAAAACUCAAUAGAAAACAGCACUGAUGGUGAUAGAAAUAUAGAUGUUUUCUAACAAAAAUGACAUUACGUCUGCUAAAUGACGCAAAUAUAAAAAGGUACAACUCCAUAGAAAGGACUGGUUAUGAUUCAUAUAGAUUUGUAUGUUUUUGUAUUGGAAAAAAAAAACAUUCCACCCAGUAGUAAAAUUCAAUGUUUAUUGGCCACACAUCAAAACAGUAUUUCUUUUUUCAUUUCAAGAGGGAAUGUAUAAGGUAUAGACUAUGAAAGUGCAAAUAGUAUUUCAAGGAUUAGUUGCUUUAUAAUAAAAAUGUAAUGGCUUCCGAACAACAUUUGCCUUUUUUAAAAAUUGUAUAUAUAUUUUUAAAAAGUAAAAUGCCAAGAAAAUCCAAAUUCAAAUGUAAUUUCAUGUUUUACUCAUUUCAUUUCAUGCACAGCUGAAACUGUUACAUCAAGGACAAAUCAAUGUACAUGACUGAUGUCCCACAAGUUCACCAGCUCCGUGUACGGCACUCACAGCUUGACGUCUGCAAGACACGUUUCAAUGCAAUACGUUUCUUCAGCGGUUGUUUCAAUAGUCACUUUACAAUGACUCCCUAUACAAAUCACACUAGGUUUGGCUAAAGAUCAAUGACUUCCUAUACAAAUCACACUAGGUUUGGCUAAAGAUCAAUGACUUCCUAUACAAAUCACACUAGGUUUGGCUAAAGAUCAAUGACUC
Oncorhynchus keta (chum salmon) is the source of this 1746-nucleotide messenger RNA. RefSeq names its product zinc finger protein 573-like. The transcript is spliced from 2 exons. NCBI's taxonomy places the organism in Eukaryota, Metazoa, Chordata, Actinopteri, Salmoniformes, Salmonidae. The coding region runs from base 6 to 956 and encodes 316 amino acids. The record is from RefSeq and is a predicted model, not a curated record.